AUGACAGAUCCUACAGUUCAUUUAAACUGUGAACUAAAUUCAAAUGUGGCUGAAACUGCUAACGAUCAAGCUCUGGUCGCAAGCUCUCGAGCGAGUUACUUUGAGACCCUAGCAACAGAAGAAGGUAUUUUGUAGGCCCUUGUAGUAAACUACCGGGUGUUCUUCAUAUUUAUGACAGGAGGUGGCACGGAGAAAAGGGUUGGGUAAACAAAAUUUUCAGUGAAUAAAUGGUUGGAGGAGAAAACAGUCGGAUAUAGGACGUGAGGGAUCAAAGUAUGGCAUCGAUGAAUUUAUUGAGACGAAGUAUGUUUGUCUUGGAGGUAUUAAUCCCUGAAAACAAUAAACAGUUGUUGGAUGAGAUCCAGUGGCGUGCUGGGUACUAUUUUUCUGGGGGGGCCAGUCGGCUGGCAACUAAUAUGCGCCCCUAUAUAUUACCCUUGAUAAACGAGGGCCGAAGGCACAAGCCGAGCGCCACAGGUGCGAGGUUUGUCUAGGGGGGUCCGGGGGCAUGCCCCCCGGGAAAAUUUUUGAAUUUAGAGUCUCUGAAAUGCCAUUUCCUGGACUUUGGGGGAAGAUUUGACAGAAAUCUGAUGGUCAGGAAACGGCAUUACAACGUGUCGAAAUUUGAAAAUUGGUUAGAAUUUAGUAGUAGCACUUAAAUUGGGCAAUGCUAACCACUUCCAGCAAUUAAUCUAAUCCCAAUUUUAUUCUUUACUGAUCUGAAUUCAUUUACAACUUACAGCUCUUUUAUACAAUAACACACGGACCCCACGCAUAUGCAUGAUUCCCGUGAUCGCUUCGAAGCCUGAUCAAUAUUCCGGUAAUGAGACAUUGCGUGUGAUCACUUAUCAUGUUUCUAUAUGAACGAGUGAUUUCGUGUGAGUCGUGAGGUAGCAAAUACGGUUAGACAAAAUAGUCUGCAAUUUAAUAUACUCACUCACUUUGUAGCCUAUGCGCUUAGUCUGUUUAUAAGUCUAUAAACACAUCUUUCCUUGGCGGAAUUAGUAACUAUAUUUCUACGAAUGCGUUUCUUCCCACCUACUUUCAAAAUUCGGCGCGGGAUCGGCGCCCCCUUUUCAUUUUUGCGCCCCUCAAAAAUUGCCAGCUGGGGGGGCCGUGGCCCCCCGGCCCCCCCUGCCAGCACGCCACUGAUGAGAUCAUAUUAUAAACUGCAUGAUAACAAGAAUUUCAGCCUUGUAUCUGCGCGCUACAUAACUAACCGCAGGAAACGAACGGAACGGCUCGACUCGCCAAAACUUCAAACGUAAUCUGAAAGCCCUUUUCCACUUCAAGUGUAUACCCCGACACGUAUAAAAAAGAUUUUAAAUUUCAAAAUUUAGUGAAUGUUGAUUGGUUAAUACACUCGGAAGUACGUGAUCAAAGAUGUCAAACAAAUUAUGCAUUCAACCUCAACACAGUUCAAACAGAUCUGCAAAUAUUUAAUUUCCAAGAUUAAAUUAUAUAGCAAUUUUUUUCGUAGAUGUACCUUCAACCUGUUCUGCGAUCAAGUCGAAUGAACCGAAAAAACGCAGCGGUUACUAUACCAUUCAACCAAAGAAAAACGAAGCUCCAUUUACGGUUUUCUGCAAUAUGACUGACAAUAAUGGCGUUGGUGUGACAGUGUUUGGUCACGACAGUGAAGAAAGAACUCACGUCACUGGCUACGAAGAUCCAGGGUCCUACAGUAGAGAUAUAACAUAUCACAACGCGACCAUGAAACAAAUCGAGAACGUUGUUAAUGAGUCAAUUCAUUGCAAGCAAUUCAUAAAAUUCGAGUGCACAGGUACCGUCUUCAAUUUCCAAUCAUCUAUAGGUGAAUAUGCCUGGUGGGUAUCACGUCAAGGAUACAAAAUGUUGUAUUGGGGUGGUUCGACUCCAAGUGCUAAAAGCUGUGCCUGUGGCAUGGAUCGUACCUGUUACUAUCCCAACGAAGUCUGCAAUUGUCAAAAUGUGGCAGGCGAAUGGGCUGAAGACAGCGGGUACUUGGUCGACAAAGAAUAUCUGCCAGUGAGCGAGUUGAGAUUUGGUGAUACAGGAGGCAGUAAGGAGGAGGGUUAUCAUACACUGGGCAAGCUGUUGUGUUGGGGCUAA
Molecule: messenger RNA, 2091 nt
Organism: Paramuricea clavata
Lineage: Eukaryota; Metazoa; Cnidaria; Anthozoa; Malacalcyonacea; Plexauridae
Source: the annotation of a GenBank genome assembly